UGUACAUGUAAUAUAUAAUUAUAUGUUAGGCCUAGAUACUAAUAUAUGAACUGCUCCUUUUAAUACACUUGCCUUUUGCGGAAUUCAGUGCUCGUAUUUGAAACAUUUUAUUGUAUUUAUCAGCUCACAGGAACAAACAAUAUGAAAUAUGUCAGAUAAUUAUUAAUAACAGCGUGCUGCAUAGCGAAAAGUUGUUGACUCUGAAGCCGACAGCGCGUGUAUAAAAGUACCAGUGAAUCCUUGAGCCUUGCAUGCUGUGUAUGUGUACGUACUGGACUGGAGUUUAGGAUGUCUGCAUUAUAUUAGUUGUGAAUUAGCCGUUAAUGUGAUAUUGCAGUACUUUGUCCACUACACGAGUUGACGACUACUACCCACGUGGUAAUGCAGAUGCAAUUUUCCAGUAUUUUGCACAACUUUAGAGAAGGAUCUACGGAUAAUUGCAGAAGAUUUUGUUAGACAGAUAUCUAAUGGCCUCUACCUCGCCAACGAGAACAGCGGAAGCGAUCUACGCCUCCUUGUUGACCUCCUCUCCAUCUGACGUCACAGGUCAAUACCUUGUCGAUGAGGGUGUCACGGCCAACCUAACGGGUUUAGACGAUGGUAGCGGUAAUGGCACGACGAAUGGAAGGGACAUUGAGGCCCUGAAGCUUGCAAACCAAUGCGUGUUAAUGGUCACGCUGGGUCUAACUAUGGUCGGGAUGGGAGCCGCAAUCGAACCCAAAGAUUUCAAAAUAGUCCUUCGCCGACCAGUCGGUGUAGGUAUAGGCUUCGUCUGUCAGGUGAUUCUGAUGCCUUUGAUCGGAUUCAUCCUGGCUCUUGUUCUUCGGAUGGAACCGCCUCAUGCUCUAGGUGUACUCAUAGCAGCCUCAAGUCCAGGGGGAACAACCUCAAACCUCUUCACCUACUGGACGGAUGGUGACGUUUGUCUGAGCGUGGUGAUGACAACGAUCUCGACAGUGAUCACGCUGGGCUCGAUGCCCCUCAAUCUCUUCAUCUACGGUCGACGAUGGACGGAUAGAGGAGCUGUCAUCCCGUACAAGGACAUCAUCAUCGCACUCGUUGCGUUCAUUGGCCCCGUCGGUCUCGGCAUGCUGCUGAGAUGGAGGUCGAAGAAGUGGGGCAUCUUCGUCGGCAAGCCUCUGGGAGUCAUCGGUAUGCUCGGUAUCAUCACCAGCAUCAUCAUCACCGUGUUCAUCAACCCCAACAUCUGGGCGUCAUCGUGGAAACUCUACGUCGCCUCUCUCCUACACAUGUGGAUCGGCUGGUCACUCGGCUACACCCUCGCCAGACUUCUCCGACAACCGCACAAGCAGUCCCGUACCAUCGCCUUCGAGACGGGCCUCCAGCAGAUCGGUAUAGCGAUGACGCUGAUUUCGUUCUCGUAUAAGGACGACACGGAGCUAUUCCUUGGAGUCAUCGUCUAUCCGAUGUUCUUUGGACCGUUCAGUAUCAUCAGUUUUGGCUCGUGGACGUUAGCCUACAAGAUAUUCAGACAUUUCCGACCCGAAACGGAGAGCGAGGUCGGAGAUGACGUCGGAAGUGAUCAUGGAGAAGAUAAGGUGGUCGAGCUCCAAGGAAAUCGUGAUGAAGAGAAGAGUGAAAUGCAGAACCUAGAGCAACAAGAGACGAAACAACCUUUUCUCUAACCCUUGUAGUUCUGCUGUUGAGCCCUUUACUUACGAAGCGUCAUGGCGAUUACGAUAUUACCUGCGCUAAUCUAGACUACUACAUGCGCCAUUAAUAUCAACGCAGUGUCUGCACUUUUCAUGAAAUAUUCAUAUUUUUAUAUAUGAUACUCACACGGGCGGGCGACAAAGACUCCGCUUGACAGUACCUGACGGAGUCCUGCGUCAGGAAAAUGACGCCUGGUAAACAACAGCAUUGCGUUCUGUCUAACGCAGGCCCAUAGAGAUGUGGUGUUGAAACAGAUUGUAUUGAAAGGAGUAAGGAUCUUCUUUCUCUAUUGGUUGAAUUUUUGGAUGUGUCUCAGUGGAAUGGUUUCGACACUGUCUUGACUGAGGUUGCGAAGCCUGGUGUUCAAGCCCCGGCCCGGCACUAAUGUCUUUCGACAUAACACUGUAAUAACUACAUUCCUCACUUGAUGACUAGUAGAGAAAUGGGGACCUAUUAAAGAUGUGUGUGUGUGUGUGUGUGUGUGUGUGUGUGUGUGUGUGUGUGUGUUUGUAAUUGUGUUUUUACAGAAGUGUAUUAAUCAGAUAUGAUUAUUUACGUCUGGGGGCCGACCUUUAAACUUCACCAUCCGAAAGACGUGACUCAGUUUCGAACCUGCGUGCUCGGCUGAAUCUAAAGAUGAUGGCGAGCGCUGUUUUAAAGUAUCGUGGUGUGUGUGUGUGUGUGUGUCUCUCUCUCUCUCUCUCUCUCUCUCUCUAUCUCUCUCCAUCUCUCUAACUCUCACUCUCGAAUUCACCCUUUCUCUCUCUCUCUCUGUAUUUUUGUAAAUUAGCUACUGGCUAAAAUUGACGACUGGGCGUAGAUAUUUCGUACUCAUUAUGGCAGUCAUUAAACAGGGUAUAGAUGCAUCUUGAAGCUACCUCACUGAAUUCAUUCUAAACCUUGCGGUAGUUUAUCAUCUCGGAGUUCAGGAACGUACUUAGGUUUUUAGAUAUAAGUACUGAUAAGUGAGGAACGAUGUUGUAUAAUGAUGGCCCCGUCCUAUAAAGAGUUGCGAUUGUUUCGAAUCAAUGGCAACACGGAAUUGAUCGCAACACCUAUCUCUUAAGUACACAGUUGCGAUUAAUUUCAGGUUGCGAUUGAUUUGAAUCUAUCGCAACUCUGUCAAAUGCAGGGCUCUGAAUAGCUUUUGUAAUAUCAGACGGGUUAGACUGAAUACCAUAACAAUAUUCAUAAUUCUACUAUUAUUACAAAAAAACCUGGUUGGAAGGAAACAACUGUAGAUUAUCAUACAUGUAUUCUGUUAUCGAAUACAUCUACGAUUAUUUGAACUAUGCUGUCUUUGAGAUGUCCAUGUGCCUUGCAAAUAAUCACUUGAUUUUUUUUCUCUCACUCUAUCAUACUCACUAUUUGGUGCUAUAGUGGUUACAUCAUGUCGAAGGUUUAUCUGUCUUGUUUUGUUUUGUUUGGGUUUUGGGUGAUGCUAAUCUUUUUUGUAUGACUAUGCAACUUUCUAUAUUUUUUUGUCAGCUCAGAUACCUAUGGACGUAUAAAAGUACGCAUACCUUUUAUAACUUUUUCAUCUUUUUUCAUGUGCUUUGCAAAUAAUCAUGUAAUUCUUUUCUCUCACUCUGUCAUACUCGAUAUUUGGUGCUAUAGUGGUCACAUUAUGUCGAAGGUUUAUCAGUCCUUUUUUGUUUGGUUUUGGUUUUGGGUGAUGCGACUCAUUUUUUAUGACUAUGCAAUUUUCUAUUCUUUUUUUUUUCAGCUCAGAUACCAAUGGACGUAUAAAAGUAUGCUACCUCUUAUAUACACGAA
Messenger RNA from Strongylocentrotus purpuratus (purple sea urchin), 3450 nucleotides. RefSeq names its product ileal sodium/bile acid cotransporter. The record is from RefSeq and is a predicted model, not a curated record. Gene Ontology annotation, biological process: bile acid and bile salt transport. The transcript is spliced from 6 exons. Gene Ontology annotation, cellular component: membrane. The coding region runs from base 468 to 1646 and encodes 392 amino acids. Gene Ontology annotation, molecular function: bile acid:sodium symporter activity. NCBI's taxonomy places the organism in Eukaryota, Metazoa, Echinodermata, Echinoidea, Camarodonta, Strongylocentrotidae.